AUGAAAAACCACGACGGUUUUACGCUUGAAAACAUUAAUUUUCUCAAAGCAUUUGGUAGAGGAUUAGUGCUACUAAUUCGUGAUAAUAAAAUGAGUGAAAUGACUAAUUCUUCAAGAAGGAAUUUAGUAAUCUUAGAUAUAUUUGUGGUAGAAGCAAUUCAUGAACUCAAUAACAUCUUAAACAUUCAUUCUGCAAUCUUCAACAUGAAGAUCUGA
Clunio marinus is the source of this 216-nucleotide messenger RNA. The record is from the annotation of a GenBank genome assembly. NCBI's taxonomy places the organism in Eukaryota, Metazoa, Arthropoda, Insecta, Diptera, Chironomidae.